AAACACAGUGAGAGGACAAUGGGGGAGACUCUUCCUCUCAGUCUCAGUCAUGUUCACAAGCCUAUGGUUUUAACCAAUAGGUUACACAUGCUCCUUCAUUCAACUGCUUUAUGUUUCUUGGUUUAUUAUAGACUGUGUUUCUUCUUUCAGGAUCCACAAACCAGAAGAACCCCAUUGUUACCUUGGGUUCUUGUUUUUGCAUCUGAAAUCAUUCUCUCCUUCAUUUGGAUUAUUGGCCAAGCUUUUCGUUGGAACCCCAUUUCGAGAACUGUGUUUCCAGAAAGAUUACCAGAGGAUGACAAGCUUCCUCCUAUUGAUGUGUUCAUAUGCACUGCAGACCCAACUAAGGAACCCACUGUAGACGUGAUGAAUACUGUGUUAUCAGCCAUGGCACUGGAUUACCCACCAGAGAAACUUCAUGUGUAUGUUUCUGAUGAUGGAGGUUCAUCUAUCACCUUGAAUGCUAUGAGGGAGGCUUGGAAAUUUGCAAAGUGGUGGCUUCCUUUCUGCACAAGAUACACAAUAAAAUGUAGGUGCCCCGCAGCUUACUUUUCUGCUUCAGAGAAUGAUAAUGGUGAUUUUGCUGAGAACAUUGAGUUUCUUGCAGAUGAGAAAAUGAUCAAGGAAAAAUAUGAGGUUUUCAAAGAAAACAUAGUAACAGUAAAAGAAGAACAGGGUCGCUCUGGAGAUACUACUGGCAUAACGGGUAAAAAUCAUCCAUCUAUCAUAGAGGUAGUGCAAGAAAAUACCAGCAGUGAAAUAGAGCAAGUGAAAUUGCCUCUCCUUGUAUAUGUUUCCCGUGAGAAAAAGCCUUCACAUCCCCACCAUUUCAAAGCUGGAGCCCUCAAUGCCCUUUAUCGCGUCUCUGCUGUGACAAGCAAUGCUCCAUAUAUUCUAGUGCUGGAUUGUGACAUGUUCUGCAAUGACCCAGCAUCAGCACGACAAGCAUUGUGUUUCCACCUAGAUCCCAAGAUAUCACCUUCACUUGCUUUUGUUCAAUUUCCUCAGAAAUUUCACAAUAUAAGCAAGAAUGACAUCUAUGACAGUCAGCACAGAUCAGCAUAUAAAGUUCUAUGGCAAGGUAUGGAUGGGCUCAAGGGACCUCUAUUGUCUGGCACAGGCUUCUAUAUGAAAAGGGAAUCACUAUAUGGGAAUUACAAAAUUAAAGACACUGAUCUUGAACUCCGACAAUACUUUGGAACAUUCAAUGAGUUCAUCAAAUCCUUAAAACAAAAUUGCACUCCUAAUGUAGUCUCUGUUGGACAUACAUUGCCCAAAGAAGAGACUUUGAUUUUGGCUUCUUGUAAUUAUGAAAUUGGUACUAAAUGGGGUAAAGAGGUUGGCUUCUUGUAUGGUACUGUAUGUGAAGACGUUCACACUGGAAUCAUCUUGAAUUGCAAUGGUUGGAAUUCAGUUUAUUGUGAUCCACCAAAUCCACAGUUCCUUGGAAAUAGUACAACUAAUCUGAAUGAUUUUCUAGUUCAAGGCACCAGAUGGGCCUCUGGAUUGCUUGAAAAUGGUUUAAGCAAGCAUUGCCCCCUUAUAUGUGGGCCUUUAAGGAUGCCUCUCCUUCAGAGUCUUUGUUUAGCAGAACUUACAUUCUUCCCUCUUUAUUGCUUACCUCUUUGGUGUUUUGCUAUUGUCCCUCAGCUUUGUCUAGUAGAUGGAACUCCCCUCUACCCGAAGGUCUCAGACCCAUUGUUCUUCAUUUUUGUGUUCAUCUUUCUAUCAGCUAUGACCAAACAUUUAGUUGAAGUCCUCUCAACUGGAGGAACAUUAAGAAAAUGUAUAAUUGAGCAGAGGAUAUGGAUGAUGAAAUCAAUCACAAGUCAUUUAUACGGAUUUUUGGAUACUCUACUGAAGAAAUUUGGUUUAAGGAAGGCUAGUUUCACAGCAACCAAUAAAGUGGAGGAUGAUGAAAAGACUAGACUUUACCAAAUGGACAAAUAUGACUUUAGAACAUCAAACAUGUUUCUUGUACCAAUGCUUGCAGUCCUCCUCAUCAACAUAUUUUGCUUCAUAGGGGGCAUCUACAGAGUGGUGUCUGUGGGAGAUUGGGACGUGAUGUUCAUACAGCUUUUGCUUCCAGUUUAUGUCAUUGUUGUCAACUAUCCAAUCAUUGAAGGGCUGCUGAUAAGGAAAGACAAAGGACGCAUUUCUCCAUCAGUAGUUAUACCAUCUAAUAUCUUGGCCACAAUUAUCUCUUCUGCACUUUAUCCUAUACUAAGGAAGGUAUAAACUCCCCUACAAUCUAGCCAAAAACACUCAUCAGUUUUGCUUUUAAUGUAGAGCAAUGCUAAAUUGUGAAAUAUAUAUAAGAAA
Gastrolobium bilobum is the source of this 2322-nucleotide messenger RNA. RefSeq names its product cellulose synthase-like protein G2. Gene Ontology annotation, molecular function: cellulose synthase (UDP-forming) activity; mannan synthase activity. The record is from RefSeq and is a predicted model, not a curated record. Gene Ontology annotation, cellular component: plasma membrane; trans-Golgi network. The transcript is spliced from 8 exons. Lineage: Eukaryota; Viridiplantae; Streptophyta; Magnoliopsida; Fabales; Fabaceae. Bases 19 to 2238 code for a protein of 739 amino acids. Gene Ontology annotation, biological process: cellulose biosynthetic process; plant-type primary cell wall biogenesis.